AUGCUACAACGGCUAAAGGGGAGCCACACCGGAAGCCAAACCUGGAGAGAAACAGAGCAAACACCUCGCCGCCAAGCUCUGAAUAAGGCGACGUGGAGACCUCGUCACCGGCAGAGACAACCACUCACUGCCGGAGACAACCGGAAGAACACAGAGCACCACCGACACACCGCGGAGGAGGAGAGAACCGCAGAUCUGGAAGCACCGGAACCGGAGACCCGUCCUCAAGGACUCCAAGACACACGCCGCCUAGAUCUAACCGGACCCACCCCCACGGAAGACCACCGCCCAUCACCGUCCAUAGCCUCUGAGAAUUGGAAAGCAAGGGUUGGAGGAUCCACCGGAGAUUUGACCGGAGGAGAGCGCCGCGACGCCACACGCCUUCCCGAGUCUAGCCUCCGCGCAGGAACGCCGGAGAACGGUACCACUGUGACUGACAGCGACUCGAAACCGAAGAAAUCGAAGAGGAGAAGGAGAAGCCUCCCCCGGCGGUGA
Microthlaspi erraticum is the source of this 495-nucleotide messenger RNA. NCBI's taxonomy places the organism in Eukaryota, Viridiplantae, Streptophyta, Magnoliopsida, Brassicales, Brassicaceae. The record is from the annotation of a GenBank genome assembly.